This is a messenger RNA of Dioscorea cayenensis subsp. rotundata (Guinea yam), 3133 nucleotides long. RefSeq names its product RNA-binding protein 28. Bases 72 to 2960 code for a protein of 962 amino acids. Gene Ontology annotation, molecular function: RNA binding. NCBI's taxonomy places the organism in Eukaryota, Viridiplantae, Streptophyta, Magnoliopsida, Dioscoreales, Dioscoreaceae. The transcript has 19 exons. The record is from RefSeq and is a predicted model, not a curated record.
CCUAGAAAAUCUCUUCUUUGUUCUCGCUUUCCGCAUCCGUCUGCUUGCGGUUCGGUAAUCGGACAAGGGCGAUGGGGAAGAGGAAACGAGAGGAAAAGGCCAAGCUUGAUCAUGGAGAUGCUCAGCAGAAUUGCCCUUCAACAAUCUUCGUAUCCAACCUCCCGUAUUCUUUGAAAUCUUCUGAGCUCGAACAAGUGUUCAGUGAGGUUGGUCCCGUUCGGCGAUGCUUCACUGUCACCAACAAAGGUUCAGAAGGAAAUCGUGGGUUUGGGUUCGUCCAAUUUGCUGCUGUGGAUGAUGCUGAACGAGCUGUCCAAUUAAAAAAUGGUGCACUUAUGGGCAGUAGAAAAAUCAGAGUCAAACUUGCAAUGCAUCGUUUGCCUCUCGAGCUUCGCAAAGCAAAGGCAAAUAAUGAAAAGUCAAAUGAGACAACAAGUAACAAAGGAGCAGCGAAUCCCUCUGACGUUGUCACAAAACAAAAGGAUGUUCCACAGCCCCAACAACCUGAGCGUUUAGAGGUGCCAAAAGCUUCUAAUAAAAUACCGAGGUCGUCCAAUGCUCCUGCUGAUGCAGCAGACGGUUCAGAAAAGCAAAGGGUUGCUAGAACAGUAGUAUUGGGCGGUCUUCUUAAUUUUGAGAUGGCAGAAGAAGUAUUUCGAAGGGCUAGGGAGGUUGGCAAGAUAUGUUCAAUAACCUAUCCUCUUCCAAACAAAGAAUUUCAAUCCUAUGGUCUUACUCGGGAUGGUUGCCAUCCAGAAGCAUCUUUUGUGGUUUAUACAAGUGUAAAGGCAGCGCGUAACUCGGUUGUGAUGCUGCAUCAGCAAGAAAUAAAUGGUGCAUGUGUAUGGGCACGACAACUAGGUGGUGAGGGAUCAAAAACAAGGAAGUGGAGAUUGAUUGUCAGGAAUCUUCCUUUCAAGGUGACAGUUAAUGAGAUCAAAGAUAUGUUUAACUCUGUGGGUUUUGUUUGGGAUGUGUUCAUACCACAUAAAUCAGAGGAAGGAAUCUCGAAGGGUUUUGCUUUCAUCUCCUUCACAUGCAAGCAGGAUGCAGAAAAGGCUAUUAAAAAUGUCAAUGGUCGAGUUAUAGCUAGAAGAACUGUUGCUGUUGAUUGGGCUGUGCCUAAGAACAUAUUUGCAAAUACCACUGGUUCUACUGCUUCCAUAGAUGCUGCAGGGCAAUCAGAUGACAGUGAUAAUGAGGAGGACCUCAAUGAAAAUAAUUUGGUAACCAAUGAUGUUGAUGAUAACAGUGAUGGAGAUUCCCAAGAACAUGAUAGAGGAAAAGAUCUGGACUCUGAGGUGUAUGAGAAUAAUCUUCAAAUGGAUAUGGAUUCCGAAGAAGUGGUUGCAAAGAAAGUACUUGAUAAGCUAAUUAAAUCCUCUGGUGACGCACACGAACCAUCCCAAGAUGAUGUUUCAAAGUCAGCUUUAGAUGUUAAGGAGAUGCAUAUUACCUCUAAAUUUGGUCAAAGCGCAGAUCCUUCACAUCAAAAAAUAAACAAAAAAGAAGGUGAUUUGGAGAAAACAAUAUUUAUAAGUAAUCUUCCAUUUGAUAUUGAUAAUGAAGAAGUGAAACAAAGGUUUUUUUCGGUGUUUGGGGAGGUGCGAUCUUUUCUGCCUGUUCUUCAUCAUCUUACCAAGAGACCAAGAGGAACUGCAUUUCUGAAGUUUAGCACAACAGAUGCGGCAGAUGCAGCUGUUUCUGCUGCAAAUGCUGCACCGGGCUUGGGAAUCAUUAUGAAGGGCAGACCUCUGACAGUUUUGAAGGCAUUGGACAAAGAUUCUGCUCACAAGAAAGAGCUUGAUAAGAUGAAAGUUGAGGUUCAUGACCGUCGAAAUUUAUAUCUGGCACAGGAAGGUGAGAUCCUUCCUGGGACACCAGCUGCUGAAGGUGUGUCUGAGGCUGAUAUGAAAAAGCGUGAAAUGUUGUCAAAAAAGAAGGAGCAAAAGCUUCGUUCUCCUAAGUUCCAUAUAUCAAGGACAAGACUUGUCAUCUAUAACUUGCCAAAAACAAUGACGCAGAAAGAAGUGAUGAAGCUUUGUAUAGAUGCAGUUCUUUCUAAGGCUUCCAAGCAAAACCCGGUCAUAGAAAAGGUAAAAAUCUUGAAAGAUGCGAAGAAAGGAAAUAUUUCUGCCAAGAAACAUCCUCGUGCUGUAGCGUUUGUUGAUUUUAAGGAACAUGAUCAUGCACUUGUGGCAUUGAGAGUUCUUAACAAUAAUCCUGAAACUUUUGAUCCAGAGCAUCGGCCUAUCGUGGAGUUUGCCCUUGACAACAUUCAGAAAUUGGCGCAGCAGCAGAAGGCUAAGCUUCAACCUUUCAAAGACGAUCAGGGUAAUUUGGAUGACGGAAAGAGCAGUUCCCUGCAAAGCUCUGAGCAUCAACCCACCAACGCUGACAAGAAACCAAGUGAUAGGAAGAAAGCAAGACAGUUUAAACAUCGAAAGCCCCUAGAUAAUUCCUCUGAGGUAUCUCAACCUGCUAAUGGAUCCAAAUUCCUUCAGCAGGAUAUGAAAGAUGUUGAUACCAAGGGAACCAAAGAAGGCAUGGAGAAGAAGGAUUCAGCGAAAGGAAGAAAGAGAAAGCUUUCUAGUGAAGCUAAAGAUGCAACAUCAGGAGUCGUACACAACUUCAAAAAGAAAGGUUUAAAAGCCAUGAAAAAGAAAUCAAUUACAGAAGAGAAGAAUGUUAGAGGCACUGAAUCACUUGAAUUGAAGUCUGACAACAAAUCAAGAGCAUUUCCAAGAAAAAGGAAGCCACAAGCAGGUGUUGAUUCAGAGCAGCUGAAUGCCGGGAAAAAAUCAAAGAGGGCAAAGAACAAAUCUUCUGGAGAGGAAGUUGUGGAUAAGCUGGACAAGCUGAUCGAGCAGUACCGUUCCAAGUUCACCCAACAAGGUUCAAGCAAUGCCAAAGGAGUUGCAAGCUCUGGAAAUAAAGUCAGGAGAUGGUUUGAGUCAUGAAGAUAACAAUAACUGCAUAUCUUAAUGUGAGUUUUUGUUGUGCCCAAAGUAACUUGUUUAUUUACUAAGUUGUCCACACUGGAACUCUGUUAUGUUCAUCUAUUUACAGUGAGUAUAUCAAUUCCUAAUAUAGAUUGAUUCUGAAUUAGGAAUUGGAUUUCUGCUGGUUCAAA